Molecule: messenger RNA, 1649 nt
Organism: Chaetomium strumarium
Lineage: Eukaryota; Fungi; Ascomycota; Sordariomycetes; Sordariales; Chaetomiaceae
Exons: 3
Coding region: 106-1422 (438 amino acids)
Source: RefSeq, a predicted model, not a curated record
CACGCGAUGCAUAUAACUGCCUCUAUGGGCGUUCUUGGAUAGUCCAAAGUCGUUGUCCCCUCGACCCGUCCGUCAGACUACUACUGCAUUUUGGUGAAGCACGUCAUGUUGACCUCUGUCCCAAUUUCGCUCCUCGUUAGCGCCGCUGUCUUCAAUGUGGCUCUCGGUGCAGCAGUAGGUCGCGUCGUUGCCCGCGAUGGGUCAAAACCCAGCCUCAGCUUUGACCCCAACACUACCGGCUGGUGCACCUGGUGGGCCGAUCUAAAUGAGCCUACGGCCUGCUCCACGCUACUUCCCGACAACAACAUCACGCUGGAACAGUUUCGGAGAUGGAAUCCAUCCGUCCCCGAGACCUGUGGGACGCUUCCAGCGGGCCACUCGUACUGCGUUGAGGCGUUCUACGAACCUGUCCCGUCGUCUACGUCGACCAUAACCACAACCACUGCCCGGAUUACCAGCAGCACAACGACUCCACCACCCACCACGACCACCUUGCCCGGAAAUGGUGUGACAACGCCAGCGCCGAUCCAGGCCGGCAUGGUUGGGAACUGCAACAAGUUCCAUUUCGUCGAGAAAGACCAGAACUGCGCAACCAUUGCCGCCCUAUAUUCCAUCUCGACGGGGCAGUUCAGCCAGUGGAAUCCCGCCGUCAAAAGCGACUGCUCCGGUCUCUGGGCGUCAACAUAUGCCUGCGUCGGCGUUCUUGGAGGCAGUCCGGCGCCGUCCACGACGCUCCCCGCCAACGGCAUUGCGACGCCGUCGCCGACGCACCCAGGCAUGAUGGUUAGCAACUGUAACAAGUUCACCAAAGUCAACCCGGGCGAUAGCUGCGACGGCAUCGCUUUCUUCAACGGGCCCAUCUCGACCGAGGACUUCGUCCUGUGGAACACAGGUGUGGGCGGACGGGAGUGCCGCACCCUACAGGCCGAUACGUACGUGUGCGUCGGCCUUAUCCCGGGAGGCACGCCAACGCAGCCAGGAAACGGCAUUGCAACGCCGGCGCCGGCGCACCCAGGCAUGGUGGGCAACUGCAACAAGUUCUACAAGGUCAACGCCGGCGAUUCGUGUGACAGCAUCGCCUUCUGGAACGGUGUGCCGGGGACGGAAUGGGUGAUCCGCUGGAAUGCCGGCGUGGGAUCCGACUGCCGGACCCUGCAGGCAAACACGUACGCCUGCAUCGGUGUCAUUGGGGGCACGCCCACGCAGCCCGGGAACGGCAUCGCCACGCCCACGCCUAUCCUGCCCGGCAUGGUGGACUACUGCAAGAAGUUCACCAAGGUCAACCCGGGAGACACCUGCGAUAUCAUCUCCUUCUUCAACGGUCCAAUCUCAACCGCUGACUUCAUCAAGUGGAACCCGGGGGUCGGAGGACAGGAGUGCCGUGGAUUGCAGGCGGGGACCUAUGUAUGUAUUGGUGUAUAAGAGGGUACGGCACUGUACCGCCAAAGAGGGUCAUCAGCCGAGGCCUACUCAGACAUUAAUCGGAGUGAUGAUCCCUGAAUGUUGUAGCCCGAGAGUGACCAAAGUGAACCGCUCUGGGUACUGGUAGAUUAUAGCUCUAAAGCUAGGUGGGACUCCGUCGGCAUGUCAAUUGAUUACCACCUUAUUGGACAAGAGUACAGUACAACCUAAGGUACGUGAAGUAUCCG